This is a messenger RNA of Mugil cephalus (flathead mullet), 2536 nucleotides long. RefSeq names its product dynein axonemal intermediate chain 4-like. The transcript has 17 exons. The record is from RefSeq and is a predicted model, not a curated record. NCBI's taxonomy places the organism in Eukaryota, Metazoa, Chordata, Actinopteri, Mugiliformes, Mugilidae. The coding region runs from base 122 to 2380 and encodes 752 amino acids. Gene Ontology annotation, cellular component: axonemal dynein complex. Gene Ontology annotation, molecular function: dynein light chain binding; dynein heavy chain binding. Gene Ontology annotation, biological process: cilium movement.
ACCUGUGUGAAGCCAACUUCAACAAGACUCUCCUCCAACGGACAGGCGCGAGGCUCCAUCUGUUGCUGUAGCAAGUUGGAAUAAAAUUAGCCGUAAUUAAGAUCAGUUUCGACAUAAAAAGAUGCAUAUCAGUAGUCGGGUGCACAAGUCAUCUUUUCAAGGGAUGAAUUCUGGAUCAGGAAGUCAUCGAUUCAGUCAAAGUUUAGGAUCUAAAUGGAAAGGCUCGACCUUGGUCCGUGACAGCAAUCGUAAGAGAAGCGACCAGGCUUCAAGAAGACCUCGGAUAGUAGAUGAAGACGGUCACGAUGUCACUCCUCUGUGCCUGACUCAGCCUGAGGCUGGAGAGAUUGAAGCCAAACCAGGCAGAUGGUUUCUGCGUGAAUCCUUUACCGCCACAGAAUCAGAGACCUUAAAAUCCACUUCAAGCUUCACCUCACUUUCUUCCAGCUCCUUUAUUGGUAGCAGUUUCCCAUCCAGCCUCUCUUACCAAGAAUCACAUUAUGUGGAAACAGAAGAAAGUCCUCAUGAGCAGGACGUAAACAUCAACCUUCCAUGUAGUUACGUGGUUCAGAAGAAGAUAGAUCAUGUGAAAGAAGAUGUAACAGAAGAGAUGUCGGAUGAAGAAGUCAGCUUUUUUCUUUCUGAGACUGAUACCAUUUCACUACUGGACAUACCCAGCGCCUUUAUCCCAGAAGAUACUGACGAAGCAAUUAAAGAGAGAAACAUCCAAUAUGCUGAGCUUUGCCACAACAGAAUGUACAACAACAUGAAUGUAGAGCGAUUUGUGCAGAGAGGAGGGGAAGCAUCAAAGAACAAGCAGAUCCAGAGCAACAAGAUCAUCAUGGUCGACAGGGGCACAGUUGCCACUGUCUGGGAUAUCUAUGACUCUUUCUGCCAAAAGGAAACCCCUGAAGCUGAUGAAGAUCAAUAUUUAGAGUUCACUGUGAGCGCCGGGAACGGUCGAGAGAGAAGAAGCGCCAACAGCAGCAGCAGCGACAGUAUCAUCAGCUCACAGUCAGAAACUGAAAUGCACAGUUUAAAUGCUGAGCCGGACCCAGAGGAGAUUUUGCUGUCAGAGUCAUUCAGAAGCAGCUUAUUAAUAAUGGAAAGGAAUAUUGUGGCAAAUUUAUUUCAACCCAAGCUGGCUGCUUACAGAGACCUCCCCGUACUCAAAGACCCCGAUGAGAUGAUGAAGCCUGGGUUUGAGCAACAGAGUGAAGAGGAGGAGAGUUGUUUGACUCCAACUCUGGAGCAUCUCUGGGCUUUUAGUUGUGAGCUCACCACAGGAUGCAGCAUCACCAGCAUGGCCUGGAACAAGAAGAACCUGGAUCUACUAGCAGUAGGAUAUAAUGACUGUGAGUCCAGGAGACAGAAACCAGGUUUGAUUUGCUGCUGGUCCCUCAAAAACCUUACGUGGCCGGAGCGUGUGUUCUACUGCCACGAAAGUGUGACAACCCUGGAUUUCUCAGGGAACAAACCUUGCCAGUUGGCUGUGGGGAUGCACAGUGGAGCUGUAGCUAUCUACAACGUCCACAUUCAAGACAGCAGCGCGUGUGUCGCCACCAGCAGCGAGUGUCUCAGGAAGCACGUGGCUCCAGUGUGGCAGGUCAUCUGGACCAAACAAGAGCUGAGAUUAUCAGCAGAGGACAGAGAAGAAUAUCUUGUGUCUGUGUCAGCAGAUGGCAGGAUUGUCAAAUGGUUCCUCUGCAACAAUGGUCUUGACUGCAUAGAUCUGAUGCUACUAACCAAGCCUCAGGAUAGUAAGAAGGCCGCAGCAAGGAGCAAGAAGAAGAAACACAAUGUUUUGUCAACAGUGGCUCCUGCUCUUUGUGCGGAUUUCCAUCAAACAGACACUGGUAUCUAUCUGGCUGGCACACAUGAGGGACUCAUCCACAAGUGCUCCAUUUACAACCGUGAUCAUUUUCUGGACACUUACACAAAACACCGUCGUUCUGUGAAUCUCAUUGAAUGGUCGCCCUUUAGUCCUAACGUGUUCCUGAGCUGCUCGUCAGACUGGACCAUCCUGCUGUGGAAACAGGGCCUCGUUACCCCUGUGUUCAGCUUCUCAUGCACCCAGAGCGCCGUAUACUCUGUCAAGUGGUCUCCAAACUGGUCCACGGUGUUUGCAGUCCUUCACAGACAACAGGUGGAGAUCUGGAACCUGAAUUCAAGCGUUGUACUCCCAGCCAUUAAGCACCACGCUGCCCCCGGUGUAAGCCUGACAUCCCUGCUCUUUGCCACGGGGACAGACUGUGUCUUUGUAGGGGACAGUGAAGGGCAAGUGACUGUCUACAAGAUCAAAAACCUCAAUGUUGGAGAAAGCGUGCAGGUGGCCAGUCUGGAUGACGUGAUACAAUCAGAACUUUCCAGGCAUCCUUAGAAUUUAAAAACUACGAAGGCAUCAGUCAGUAGUCCAUAAGUCAGGGAGUUUUUUCUUGGAAAGAUUUUCCUGAGUCUUUCUGUCUCUUUCUAUCACAUCUUUAAUGUGUAUUUAAUGUUUGCCGAGAAAAUAUCGAAGAACAAAAAAAUAAAUAUU